CUUCUACACUGAAAGAAUUUUAGCCAAAGUUGACCCGCUGCCAUUAUCAAAGCAAACUUAAGGCACAUAUUAUAAUGCGUGGGAGCAGGAUAUGUUAAUAUAUUAUGUUACAAUCUGCGUACAAAGUGAGCACGAGACAGGUAGAGUGACUGGCAGCUGGGGACAAAAGCGGCUUCACCUGCCAGGUGAGGCGGAGGAGAGACAGUCAGGGGAGCAGAGGGGCAGGGAGAGAAAAGAAGCGGGGCGAGAAAAGUCGACUUACCUGUAGACCAACUUCUGGCAGCUCGCUCACUCUAUUACCUGCUCCGACUUGAAAGUCCAGUUUCACAAGGAAGAACCGGAGAGGAAGCAAAAUAUGUCACAGGAGACAGACAAUAAGCGUCUGGUGGUGGUGGUUCCAAACGAGAGCUCAUUCCCAGCUGUGCGGCGAGCGUACACCAGCGAGGACGAGGCAUGGAGGUCGUACCUGGAGAACCCGCUCACAGCCGCCACCAAGGCCAUGAUGAGCAUCAAUGGGGACGAGGACAGCGCCAACGCCCUCGGCCUACUCUACGACUACUACAAGGUGCCAAAAGAGAAAAGACUUAUUCCAGUUCCCAAAGUGCCUGAGAUGAUCGAGGAGCAGGAGAAGAGGACUACUUUGCAGAGCAAUCACAGCGGCCAAAGCGAGACGGAGAUGUUAGACAACCGUGUUCAAGUCCUCAAAUCUGUCCCAGUCAAUCUUUCACUGAACACAGAGCACCAGGAGACCAAACGAGAGCAAUACAGCAGCUCAACAGGGGCGGCUGGAGCUGGGGCACCGUCUGGAGAUGGAGGCCCACAAGCUGUUGCUGUGGUGAAGGCAGAGAUGUACGCGCCUGUCUUCAUGACGGGAGGCGGGCUUCACUACAGGGUGGAGGGAGAGGAGUCGGCGAGGGUGAUCUACGAGCAGAGUCCGUAUGAGGUGACCACGCUCAGCCACAACUCGUACGUGAAGGAGGACCAGCAGAGUCCACCUGACAGCCCGUACGAGGAGGAGAGAGACACGCGUUCACAUCUGGCUGCAGAUGACUUCUUAUUUCACCAGGAGGGAGUUGACAGCUUCCAGUACACGCUGGACGCCACUCGCUCCCUGCGUCAGAAGCAGGGCGAGGGACCGAUGACCUACCUGAACAAAGGCCAGUUCUACGCGGUGACGCUCAACGAGCUCAGCACCAACAAACGCCUCCGUCACCCAAUCAGCAAAGUCCGGAGUGUGAUCAUGGUGGUGUUCAGCGAAGACAAGAACAGAGACGAGCAGCUCAAAUACUGGAAGUACUGGCACUCUCGACAGCACACGGCCAAGCAGAGAGUCCUGGACAUCGCUGAUUACAAGGAGAGCUUCAACACGAUCGGCAACAUUGAAGAAAUCGCCUACAACGCCAUCUCCUUCACCUGGGACGUGAAUGAAGAGGCCAAGAUCUUCAUCACAGUGAACUGUCUGAGCACAGACUUCUCCUCUCAGAAAGGGGUGAAGGGUCUUCCUCUGAUGAUCCAGAUCGACACAUACAGCUACAACAACCGCAGCAACAAACCGCUGCACAGAGCCUACUCACAGAUCAAGGUCUUCUGUGACAAGGGAGCAGAGAGGAAAAUAAGGGAUGAGGAAAGAAAACUGUUCCGCAAGAAGUCAAAAGGAAAAGACGGAGGCAUAGGUGUAAUAACUGCUCAGAAGAAGCCCGACACCACCUUUUUCAAAACCUUGACUGACCUGGAGGCUCAGCCUGUUCUCUUCAUCCCUGAUGUUCACUUUGGCAACCUGCAGAGAGCCGGACAGGUUUUCACCUUUAACACAGAGGAAAUCGAGAGAGAAGGGGGUGUGCUGGUGAAGAGGAUGUUCAGGUCGUCAGAAGAAGAUCUGUGUCCGUCACCGCACAAGCAGAUCAAAGAGGAGACACAAAAGAGAGUGCUGCUGUAUGUACGAAAGGAGACUGAAGAAGUGUUUGACGCCCUGAUGCUGAAGUCUCCCACGCUCAGAGGACUGAUGGAUGCUAUAUCGGAGAAGUACGGCUUGCCCACAGAGAGGAUAGCCAAAGUAUACAAGAAGAGUAAAAAAGGGAUCCUGGUGAACAUGGACGAUAACAUCAUCGAGCAUUACUCCAACGAAGACACCUUCAUCCUCAACAUCGAGAGCUACGCAGAAGCCUACAAGAUCACGCUGACGGAGAUCUGACGGCUCUUCAGUCGACCUGAAGGACUGCAAAGACAAAAGAGAUGCUGUGACUGCUGGUUGGCCAAAACGUACAGGCUGCUUUUGAUUGGUUCAGAAGAUGACCGACAGUAUUGAAGACAGUCUGUCGGGAGGAAGCUGCAACGCUCUGAGGUCAAUGACGGCACACACACUGUCCCCUCUCUGAGAAGAAAUUCUAAUUUUGUGGGGACAACAACACAAAUAAUGAGGACAUAGUUGAAAUUCAUAUGAACUGGUUAUAAUUACCUCUUCAUUGUACUCAUGAGGUGAAAUCAUAGAGUACAGAUCCACGUUCUCCACUUUUGAUGAAUAUUUUUGUUAUAUACAAGAAUUUGUACUUUAUAAUCCUCAGUCUGUACAGUCUCAUCUUUUGCCAAACACCACAUCAGUUUAGCCUCAUGAAAUGCCUGAUGUAUUAUAUGUAGCUUGAAUUAGUUGGUCCUAAGUGACAUAGCAGCAUCUUUCAUGCCAGUCUUAUUUUUGUUAGUUGUGUUAUUAUUUAUUAUUGUCAAUGUUUUCAAUUUCUUUAGCAAUUUAUCCAAUAUUUCAAGUACUUUUAAAUUAGUUUUGUUAGACACCCUCUUUAAGAGUACUCAAGGAGUUAUUAAGUGGCAUAUCCCUAUUUCACAGUGAUGUAAAAUUAACAUUUCAAUAUAAAGCAUAGGUGUUUAUUUUGGACCUUACAUGAGAUGAGAUGGUUUAUACUGAAACAACUUCUGAGGAGAGAAAAAUGGCACUUGGUUGUUGUGUAGCUCUCAUGUCAUUGGGCUGUGUUGAAAGAGGAAUAAAGAUUUAAACAUAAAAA
Messenger RNA from Notolabrus celidotus (New Zealand spotty), 3014 nucleotides. It is a transcript of the gene grhl2b, whose product is annotated as grainyhead-like transcription factor 2b. The coding region runs from base 356 to 2191 and encodes 611 amino acids. NCBI's taxonomy places the organism in Eukaryota, Metazoa, Chordata, Actinopteri, Labriformes, Labridae. Gene Ontology annotation, biological process: neural tube development; brain development; regulation of transcription by RNA polymerase II. The record is from RefSeq and is a predicted model, not a curated record. Gene Ontology annotation, molecular function: RNA polymerase II cis-regulatory region sequence-specific DNA binding; DNA-binding transcription activator activity, RNA polymerase II-specific. Gene Ontology annotation, cellular component: nucleus. The transcript is spliced from 16 exons.